AUGGUUGCGACCCGACUGACACUGCUGUCAUUGGCAGCCGUAUCAAGUUGCAUGUUUGGAGUUUUCCGUGGAGAGUCACGACCAGGCCGCAUUGACAGGAGGUUAAACAGUUCAGGAGAAGAGAAUUCCGCAGACACUGCUGCUUCUAGCAAUGGCACGCCUUUCAGCGAGGAUGUGGUUUCACCGUCCGCAACGGCAGCCCAAGCAGCAGUGCCGAUUCCAUCACUUGUAGCGUCAGGCAAUACUGUUGUAUCGAUAUCGUUGGAACCUGCGGCAUCGACGACUUACCCGCCUUCCACAUCGUCGACAUCAUUGGCCCUGGAGCACCUUGACCCGGCAGUGGUGAUCACAGACGGUAAAGUUCAUAUCACUGAUUUCGAAAGGGCAACGGAGACGACAUUGCUUGCCCAACCCACUGUACCCGCUGCUCCAGCAGCUCCCUUCUCACCUGGUGAGGCUGCAGUCAUCAGCACAGUCAGUAUCGGAUCGGACUGGACCUCGGGUCUGGAUGUUGGGGUUGUAGAGCCGCCAGCUACAUCCUCUGUCAAGGCUGCGGCAGGCAACGUAAAGAAGCCACCAGCACUACCGUCAAAGCCGUACCUAGCCAACAGCACCGUAACGACAUCCAAGAACAUGUCGCGAACUAUCAGCUCUACCACAGACUAUUGGACGCUCCCAACUGAGCUUCCGGUCGAUUUCACGCUUCCAGGUCUGACGUUACCUCCAUUGACUCUUCCAACUAUUUCAUUUGGAAGCUGGGUUACAAUCAUGCCGACUACGACCACCAAGCCCGUGACUGCUGCACCCACUGCUCCACCUGGAAGCGGCAUCAGCUAUUGUCAAGCUUCGGAUUUGGAGAAGCCCACAACAUCAUACUCGAUAGUUUACUCGACUACCAUCACUUGGACUGGGGACCCAAACGAAUACACGGCGCCUUUCCCACCGCUCAUCACGCCCAAACCAUCCUGUGUACAGAUGACUCAAGCCCCCGCUCAGCCAAUACGUUAUACCUUGUCACGGUGCAAUGGUACCGACACUGAGACCGAAUAUCGGACGUGCGAGUUUUCGACGACAACCGUCUACGAUGUUGUCACCGGUCGCCCCGCGCCUUCUACCGCCACCGGGGGAAACAAGGCGAAGGGAACCACGACGGUCCUGGUCACCGACAAAAACCCUGCUGUUGUGUUUCCGACGUCGUCUAUGCCCGACUACGGUGGCGCAGACAGGGGCGGCGGCACAAAGUACAGAGACAAGGUAACAGCAGGCGUUGAGGCUGCUCCGAUAACCACAGGGCCAGGGGGGAGCAAAGUUGGUGGGGCUAGUGGCGGCAAUGGUAGUAGUGGCAGUGGUAGUGGUAGUGGUAGUGGUAGUGGCAGUGGUAGUAGUGGUGGUAGUAGUGGUGGUAGUGGUGGCGGGGUUGGUAGUGUUCCUGCGGUGCCCAUCACAGUAUCUCUCCGUCCAGGUGCUGUGACCCUGAACGACCAGGUCUACACGGAUAACCCAGUGCUCAAGACACAGAUCGCGCAGGUCGGCGGGCAAUGGUUUACCAUCGAGCCGACACGCGUGGUCGGCGCCGGUACCACCCUCAAGAGGCCGACAGCAAGUCCCGCGCCAGCGCCCACAACACCCAUAACGACCGUCGUCGGUGGUGCCCCGGUCGUAAUCAGCUCUGGCAUCGCGGUUGUCGAUGGCACAAGUUUCUCGCUCGACGGGCCGUCCACGACCAAGGUUAUUCAGGGCAAGACGAUAGCGAUCGGCGCUGGCAACGUUGACAUCACCGGCCCUACCGGAAGCACCCGUCUCGUCAGCCCGCCACGCCACACCGAGGUCGUGGUUGCGGGCGGCGAGGUCGUCACUGCCAUCGGCACCUCGGUGCUGGUGCUACGCGGCACGACCAUAACCUACGGGCCAUCGACGCCCAUGACCAAGAUGAACGUCCAGGGCGACGAAAUCACGGUCGGACCAUCGGGCGUCACCGUCCGCGACAAGGUAUUGGGCGGCGCGUCGGCCCGGGAGUCGGAGACGCAGUACGAGGUCGUCGGCGGCGCCACCAUCACCCAGGUUGGUCCCAGCGUCGUCAUCAUUGCCGGAUCCACCUACACCGUCGGGCCCGGCGCCGCCCAGACGACGGUCGUAAUGGGCGAGCAGACCGUCACGCUCGGACCCACCGGGGUCGCCGUCUCGACUAUGACCUUUGCCUUUCCGCUCGGCGAGAUUCCGACGGCCGUCACCAUCACCCCCGGAGCUACCGCCGCGGGCGUGGCAUCGGCCACCAGGACGGGUAGCCAGAGCAGCGGGGGCGGCGAAAGCAAAGGCGAGAAAGAUGCAGCCGCGGGCCUGAGGCCGUCAGGGGUGCUUUUCAGCAUUUCCUUAUUCUGCAUUGCGUCUAGCGUUUUGGUCUGGGUGCUGUAG
Molecule: messenger RNA, 2412 nt
Organism: Pyricularia pennisetigena
Lineage: Eukaryota; Fungi; Ascomycota; Sordariomycetes; Magnaporthales; Pyriculariaceae
Exons: 2
Coding region: 1-2412 (803 amino acids)
Source: RefSeq, a predicted model, not a curated record